Molecule: messenger RNA, 1543 nt
Organism: Brachypodium distachyon (stiff brome)
Lineage: Eukaryota; Viridiplantae; Streptophyta; Magnoliopsida; Poales; Poaceae
Product: probable disease resistance protein At1g58390
Exons: 2
Source: RefSeq, a predicted model, not a curated record
AGUGGCCAUCUUAGGCUUAAGUAUAUUGGGAAUUUAUUGCACCUGAGAUACCUAGGUCUUGCAGAGACAAAAAUUUGUGAACUCCCAUCAAGUAUUGGGAAGUUGCAGUAUUUGCAGGUGUUGGAUGUAUGGGGCAACUCCGAUCUGCAAGAAUUUCCACCGUCUAUUAUUAAGCUGAAAAGACUGAUAUGCCUGCGAGCUACCUGUUAUAAAAUGGUUGUUUUUCCGGAUGGGUUUGGGAAUCUGACAUCUUUGGAAGUGUUGACCGGGAUACCUGCAUCCCUAAACAUUGUGAAAGAGCUGUGUAACCUAGCAAGAUUGAGGGUGCUGGAAAUUUUCUUUACUUAUGAUCAGAGCUUGGAGGUGGAGGGAGCUUUCGUAGAAUCUGUUUGCAAGCUGCCAAAUAUCCAAAGUUUAACCGUGCAGGGUUCUUUUGAAUCCAUGGAUCUCUUUAGUGGGCGCUGGGUGCCUUCUCAACAUCUGCGCAUAUUUGACUGGUACAAUGCAGGCGUAUUCUCCACACUGCCAGCGUGGAUAAGGAGAUAUCCCUCUCAUCUUUCUAACCUCUCCGAUUUACGCAUCAAUGUCAAGAACCUGCAGGAGGAGGACCUGCGAGUCCUUGGGAUGUUGCCGUCUCUUCGUAUUCUCGGCUUAUGCAGCACCCACCAAACUGAAAGGCUUCUAGUCAUCGGUGCUGAUGCAUUCCACUGCCUUGCAACAUUCAUAGUGCAUUUGACGCCACCUGCGCAAAUAAUUUUUGGACAAGGAGUUUUGCCAAGGGCUGAAGAAGUUGGUUUCAGUUUUGGUGUGCGGUUGGCUAAAGAUGAAGGCAAUGAUGAUUUUGACAGCGGCCUGGGGAACCUGCUCUCCCUUCAGCGGGCCUUUCUUAGAAUCUGUUGUGGUGGAGUGACAGUUGGGGUGGCGAGGAAAGCGGAGGCUGUGCUCAGGCACCAAGUCGACGUCCAUCCUAAUCACCCUGAAGCUACAAUUAGUACCGGGCAGUCCAUACCACAAGAUGCUGAUGAAGAUCAACUUUUAUGAAGAAGAGGGGAUGAAUUCACAGCUGCUCACCCUCGUCCACCUAAGACUUUCUUUCUUAUAAUAACCAUAUGCACCUCUAGUUCUUCCUAGCUAUUAGAUCCACAUGUACAUUUUUCUUGAUUACUCACAAUUUCGUUCUUUCUUUCUCAGACUGAAUUUAACCAUAUGCACCUCUAGUUCUGUCAUUUUUCUUUCCCUGGUUGAAUUUCGCCCUAGGCAGCCCGUUAGGUUAGAGGGGGCUGUGCGCACACGGGUUCGUGAUUUUGAAGCAGGCCCGAAUGGCAAAAGGUACAAAACCUCUGCAGCUGCAGAGAAGGCCUGCCAAGCCCAUAUCUAGCCCAAUAAUGGGAAUGUUGCUUCUUUUUUGACAGCAAUAAUGAGGAUUCCCCUAAAAAAAGCAAUAAUGGGGAUGUAUUCUAUAAGAUAAGACGUGGAUUUGUAUAGGUCACUUAUUUCUGGACGGAGCGAGUAUAUUAUUGUAACAUGAUAAUUGUUUUCUAAA